Aplysia californica (California sea hare) is the source of this 3119-nucleotide messenger RNA. RefSeq names its product sodium bicarbonate transporter-like protein 11. Gene Ontology annotation, molecular function: solute:inorganic anion antiporter activity. The record is from RefSeq and is a predicted model, not a curated record. Gene Ontology annotation, biological process: monoatomic anion transport; monoatomic ion homeostasis; transmembrane transport. Gene Ontology annotation, cellular component: plasma membrane; basolateral plasma membrane. Lineage: Eukaryota; Metazoa; Mollusca; Gastropoda; Aplysiida; Aplysiidae.
CGGUCACCACGUGGGAGACAAAGCACUCUCGCGAUACACGGACGGACGGACUCACGAAAAUACACACUCGUGAGCUCACACUAUUAUGUUUCGCAGCUUGGUCUUUCACUGCUGAUGAAUUGACACAUUUUACAUCCUAGUUCCCUUCCUCACUGUUUCGUCUGUAGGCGUAACAAGGACAGCAGUUUGACCGUUAAAACCAGAACCUGGAAGCACUUUGUGAAAAACGAUAAUUUAUCUGACACACAUUUUCCCUGGUGUGUGUGAGAGAGUGUGACCUGGCUGUGUUGUCGCGACAAAUUUUUUGUUCAAAUUUUGACACGGAAAAAAAAGAGCUUGUUCUCUCAGUUUUCUGGCAGAUCUUACUGGCGUACGCCAUAGAUCUAGAUUCUACAUCCCUCAUUUCUCUUGGAGAACGUGAAGUUGUGGAUUUCUGUAUAUUAUACAAUAAUUAUUGUGAAACGGUGACCCCUCUGCCUUGAAGUUCCUCGUAGAUUCUGGAUAGCAAAGACUGGUUGUUUUACAGAGCCCUUCUUGCAACUGCGGAUAGACAACACGUGACUAGCUGCCGAUAGCUCCGUGAAGUCACAAGAUAUUGAUCAACAAUAAGAUUAAUGUUCACAUUAAUGUGAAUACACUACGAUAUUUGCAAUACAUAUAAUGUGGUUAUCUUUGUAGAUAUCACUACCCCUUAAUGUACUUCUGUGAAGUCUGUAGAUAUUCAUUAUAAGCCAUCCAGAGACUAUCCGUCCAUAUCGUGAGAUAAACUAAUAGUUCACUAAGAUAUUUAUCUUACUGUGGAUAACUUUGUGGAUAUCACCUACUAUUCAUGGUUGUGAAAGCUGUAGACAUUCAGAGUCGACCUGAGACUGUUUCUUCACAUCGUAACUAGUCAAUGCACAAAAGACAUUUUGCCUUACUGUGGAUAACUUUGUGGAUAUCAUAUUCGGAAGGUUGUGAAGUCUGUAGAUAUCCAAAGUCAACCAGAGACUAUCAGUCGACAUUGUGAAUUAAACUUGUCAAUGCACUAAAGACAUUUGCCAUACUGUGAAUAACUUUGUGGAUAUCAUCUUAGGAAGUUGUGAAGUCUGUACCGGAGACUAUCCGUCCACAUCGUGAGAUAAACUUGUCAAAACACUAAGACAUUUUGCCAUUCUGUGGAUAACUUACUGGAUUUCCAAUUGAACUGUUGGGAAGUCUGCGGAUAUUCAAAGUCAACCGGAGACUAUCCGUCCACGUGGUGUGAUAAACUAAUCAAUACCCUAAAGACGUUUGCCAUACUGUAAAACAACUUUGUGGAUAUCACCUUCAGAAAGUUGUGUGUAGUCAACACACUUAAAACAUUUGCCAUACUGUGGAUAGCUUUGCGGGAAUUGUCUUUGCAAGUUGUGACUAUCCGUCCACUUCGAGGGAUAAACAGAUUAAACCAUGAACGGUGACUCCACCCCAGGCCCGGGCGAUGACGCGGCCCCUGAAAGUGACGUCACGUUCAACCUGCUCCCGCCCGCCUCGGGCGCUGAUGACGACAACGGCAACGUGGUGGUGGUCAAGCCUCGGCGGGAACAUCACGUGACCGGAAUGCCAGGACAGAGUUACCGUCCGUGGCCCAGAAGAAUGUGGCGUUCGCCCGCCUGGCUCACCCCGUGAACCUGGGACCCACCUGUCAGGAGGCGCAGUUUGUCGUGCUGCUGCUCACGCCGGGAAAGGAGAAAGCCACAAAAAGCGUGAUGGAGCUGGGGCGCACCUUCUCCUCCCUCUUCACCGACCUCACUUUUCGCCACAAGCUGCUGUCCGCGACCUCCAAAGAUGGCUUCCGGCGCAUGCUCAAAGAGAGGGCGGAGCAGAUGCAGCGAGAGCAGGCGGACCCCGCCUUCCGGAAGUCGUCCAAUCAGCUGGCCAAGUCGGUCUUUGACGAGGAUGACGCCAAAUCAUCUUCAGCAUCAGCGAAGAUUUCGACCUUGACUUCCGAGCGAUGUUCGCUUGUGUGGGUCUGUGGAACGCUGGGUUUCUCAUUCUGUACUCGGUGUUUGGUGUCAGCAAACUGAUGAAGUGGUCAUCUAGAGUGGUGCACGUGCGAGAGACCCGUGUGUCCGGCAUCCUGUCUCACGUGCUGAUCGGCCUGUCCAUGCUGAUGCUGCCCACCCCACUCACGUACAUCCCGCGCGCAGUCCUGGACGGCCUGUUCCUCUAUGUGGCCAUCACGGCGCUCUACGGCAACCAGCUCUUUGACCGGGUCCUGCUACUCUUCACAGAACAGGCGGCGUACCCGCCCAACCACUACAUCCGGCGAGUGCCCCAGCGCAAGGUCCACACGUUCACGGCCAUCCAGCUGGUACAGCUCGCUGUGCUGUGUGUGUUUGGUUUCAGCCCCGUGUCCUACAUGAAGAUGGUCUUCCCUGUGCUGCUGAUGUUCCUCAUGCCCAUUCGCCACAAGUUGGUGCCCAAAGUCAUCGAGCCAAAGUUUCUCAAGGCGUUGGAUGGACACUGAGACACUGGGAGCUUCCUACCUUCUACAUGUCUCUACUACUGCAUUAGAUAAACUUUGUACCCUGCUUAGUAAACUACUACAGUGCGGCCAAAAAUUCGUGGAGCAACUUAUUGUCAAAUAUUCCCUCAACUGUCGAAUAUAAUGUCGCCAGCUUUUGCGCAAUGUCUUGUAUCAAUUUGUCUUCACAGAUUAAUUAUUGUUGUCAACACCUGUUAGCUGUAUUUUAGAACAUUCCCUAAUAACUACUAUAAUUAAAAAACUCUGGGUUGUUUCUACAGAUUUUAAAAGGUUUACAGCUGGGACAAUAUCGCUAUUAAAAGCAAGUCCGUCUUUUUUUCUUUUUUUUUUUUUACUUAUCGUGACAUUAUGCUUUUUGAACACAAGUUUUGAGAACCUUUAAUGCAAAAAAGGUAUUCUUUAUCAAAUUGUUUUCUUGUAACAAGUUUUGUCACUAAAAAGUGUCAUUGGCGAGCUGUGACGUAGUCCAUAUUUAUAUGCGUAUGUAAAAUGUGUGUGAGAAGUGUGAAGUGCUGUAAACGAUUCCAUUUUCCGAGUGAUGGAGAUUUAUAUUAUAGUAUUUUACAUAAAUUUGUGAAGAAAAGGGUUUAAAAAAAUCUAAUCUCAAUUGUUA